AUGUGGUCGAAAGGACCCUUCAAAUCGCGUCGCCCGAUGGGCAACCCCACAUCGGCGGAUAAGACGUCAGAGGAUCCCGCGCGGACAGCCAAGGACUUGCCUGCGCUGCCAUACGAUUCAACCACGUCUCUGCACAAUACUAAGACUGGCCAGCCCACUGCGCCCUUGCCUCCAGCGGGCAAUACAUAUGAGAGCAAGCAGUAUCCAGAUGUAUCUCCAGCCGUUUCACCUGAAUUGGGACCUCGAGUACGCGACAGUGGAAGCAGCUUCUGCGUCUCGCCGAUAGAAGAUAUUGGCACUGAUCGAGGGUUCCCCCAUCAGCGAACGGGUUCUUGGGGAUAUGGAGUUGCUCCUGCUCCUGCCCCAGCUCGUGCUGUAAAUACUCGACCGUCGCCGCCUCAGCCCUCGCAGUCAGCACCCAAAACAAUCAACUUCACGCCAAAUAGCGAUGAACACCCUACUCGCUGGGACGCAUACUCGGGCGAGCCAACUACAAGCAAUGCCGGGAACGCAGGCCAAGUCGAGCCACGCAACACGACUUUCCAUAAAACGUCCGGAUCGCAUGCUACCAACUUCCUACACUGGGGCCGCGAGCAACUACAGCCCAAAAAGAAGUAUGAACAGGCACGGAGCCGGAUCAGCAGUUUCUCCAAGAACGAGAACCGUGCUCCAGAAUCCCGCAAUCGUUCCUCGUCACGUGUGCAGCCGUUGGCAGAGCAUUCCGUCAAUAAAGACGCGGGUUACGCGGGUUCCCAACCCAAAAAUACUCAUCUGGGCUUUGUACCCACGGUCGUGACGACGAUUACCGCCGGCGACCCCAAACCGUUGCCGGAGAGACCGGCCACCGAGCAUGCCUACAAGCUCCCUCGAACACAGGCAUCGUAUGACAAGUUAAACAAAGAAGUAGACGACUUGAUGAUGUACGGCAAACCUAUGAGCCGUUUCGACGCGCCAAUCACUGCUGUGGACAACGGCAGCGCCAAUGGAAGCCCGAACGACAGCCCGCGCGCCAGUCUAAAUCUGGUAUCAAAGUCUACAGAGGACCUCUCUGCUUCAAUCAUGUCGCGCCGGCGCCCGGUCCCUAUUUCCAUGCCCACAUCAAAGAAGCCAGUAAGAAAGCCCAUUCCCUCGGAGGCCGCGCAAGAGCCAACCCUGGCGAACCAAUCCCAGCCCGACGACGCCCCCAAGGAUACACUAGGACGCAUCGAAGCUCUAGAAGCCCGACGUGACGAGCUCGCGAAACGCAGAUUUAAUCUGGAAACGGUCAUCCACGAGUUGACUCGGGUGAUCCAGCCUGGUUCUAUCGCGUAUGAUCUCGCUGCAAAAGCGGAGGUCAAGCGCAGCGUGCAGAGUAUCGAGAACGAAAUUGCCGAGAUCAAGCGAGAAGAGCAUGAGCUUGGAUUGAAGGUUACUCGCGCGUGGAGAAAAUUGGAUGAGAGGGAGAAUCAUGGUGAUGGUAGUAACUUGUGGGUUAAGCGCGUCACGAGUUGA
Molecule: messenger RNA, 1491 nt
Organism: Penicillium subrubescens
Lineage: Eukaryota; Fungi; Ascomycota; Eurotiomycetes; Eurotiales; Aspergillaceae
Exons: 2
Coding region: 1-1491 (496 amino acids)
Source: RefSeq, a predicted model, not a curated record